Messenger RNA from Acanthaster planci (crown-of-thorns starfish), 1119 nucleotides. Its product is annotated as snaclec A10-like. NCBI's taxonomy places the organism in Eukaryota, Metazoa, Echinodermata, Asteroidea, Valvatida, Acanthasteridae. The record is from RefSeq and is a predicted model, not a curated record.
AUGCAUCAUUGCUCACCAAAUGCUCAAUCACACUGAAAUUAUCCCACUGAAACUAUCAGACAACAGAGGCUAAGUUGAAGUACAAGCCCAUCAUACAACAAUCAUGGAAGUAGGCAUAUUGGAUUUUUUACUUCUUAUGAUAGGAAUUGGAGCCGAUGCAGCCGCUAUCUGCCCCUCUGAUUGGCAUCGAUAUGGCCAGGCGUGCUACUUUGUGAUCAAAGAGCAGAUGAAUUGGCACGAUGCAAGAGGCAUCUGUGCUGCUUUUCAAGCAAGCCUUGUAGUUCCUAACUCAUCAGAAGAACAGGCUUUUCUGUGGGGACUACUCCUCUGGGAGUUUUAUCCCAAUGGCCCAGUGAAUGGAGCUUGGAUUGGUUGUGAUGACAUCCAACAGGAGGGUGUGUGGCAGCACUGCCCUCUGAGAGGUGAUGGAACAAAUGCCUACCAGAAUUGGGAUGAAACAAAGCCUGAUAAUAGGUGCCCGGGAGCUGAUUGUGCAUUGGUUGGUGAUUGGAAUGAUGGCAAGUGGGAUAAUCAGCUUUGUACUCUUUCAAGAUAUGCAACCUGUGAGCUCCCCGUCAUCAACUAUCACCCGCUGUUCUGCCUUCAGAUUGGCUCAGAUGGUCACAUCGUCUCACAGUGCCUCACUGGUCAUGUUAUGAUGGAAAUACAGGCUCAGGGGAUGGUGUCUUGUGGCAAGGCCUGCCUCUCCCAUCCCAAAUGCAACUCCUUCAAUCUGCUGGACCAAGGCCAGGGCAGGAUGGUGUGCCAGCUGAAUAACAUUACUCUCCAGAAUGCAGCCGCUCAAGAUGUGAAGCAAGUCGAGAACUGCUACAGUGUCGAUCUGUAAACUGAGCCAGGCAACUUUAAUGACAUUUCACAGAGGAACAGAUGCCCAUGCAAAGAUACAUGUAUGUUCCUACCAUCCUGUUGCUUACUGUGCAAUUAUCCUCAUUUUUACUAUGUCUGACUGGCUGAAAUUAUCUCACAAACUUUAUUUUUGAGAAUCAAAAUAUGCAUCCAGGAGGACAUUUUAGUGACACCACGGACAGAGGUUUGAAGAAUUAUGCCAAAUUCUGCUACAAAAAACUGUGGGAGUUCUGAGAAAAACUUUCACUGGCU